AAAAAUUCAACCUCUCAAUAAAACCGCAGGCUCAGACUGCAUUGUUUUGGUUUUACUUUCUAUUUUAACCCCAUCUAACCUUGUUGAAGAUACCUAUUUUUUCAAAACUGGCUCGUCAAGUUACAGUAAGCAAACGCAAGCAGCUCAUGGAAGAAUUCCCCUUUUGUGUUUGACAGGAAUCGAGCGCAACUUGAACUUUCUGAGCAGCCAGAUUUGGAGAAAGGAAGUCCUCUCCGUGUAAAUGGCAGCUCCAUCUGCAGGCCGUCCAGUGACAGUAACUGUUGGAACCGUUUGGAAGCUUCAGUUGAACCCGUCACCGCCAACGCCCAUCAGACUGUCAGUUGGAGCUGUAAUCACCUGGAUUUGCCUCACUGUGACUCGAGUGGCCUUUGGCGUUGUGUAUUUCAGGGACUGCCCUCAGCAGCCCAACAUUCCCAACUAUCUGCUGGGGUUGGCUUUGAUUCCCCUGCUCAUGAUUCCUUUCGUGACUCUGCCCGGUGAGAGCUAUGCCGCUCAAACAAGAGAACGUCCCACAGGUUUCAAAGCUUGCAUGGAGGGUUUCAUUGGCCUGCUUAUCUUCGUAUGGUCUCUUUUAGGUGAUGUGUGGGUUUUCUCGGUCUAUCAACCAAACUAUGACCCCUCUGCUGCUGAUGGUUUUUACUGUAAUAAAACCCUGUACACGUUUGCCUUCUGGAACGCCGUAUUUGAGACGUUUGGAUUUGGAGUCCUCCUGGCCAAGUUCUGCAAAGGAAUGCUGUGCUAUGUGAUCAUGAGUCCAGUAGACAGAGAUUUUUACGGGAAUGUAUGAGGUAUUGUAAGGAUAAUGUAUGCUUUUAUUUAUGUAAACAAAAAAUGUUGUGUUUUGUAUCUGAGAAACUAAUAUAUUGAUCUUGAUCAUCGUUGUGUCACUCUAUGCAACGUGAAUAUAAAUUAAACACAUUUUUAGUGAACUUACAAGGCUGACAAUUACUUGGUGAAAACAAAGGUGGAUUAAAUCAAUUCAAAAUAAAUUAGUCAACGUGGACACAUGUCAAAAUUACACAGACUGAAAAAACAUUAAACUGCAAAUGUGAGGCUCCCAAAUUGGAUUUUCCAAAGAGUCACCAAAGAGGAUUUGAUUGUUGCAAUGCCAAAUAAAGAUGUUUCUACUUAAAGACGUUUCAGAACCACUACUGCUUUGGACGAUUCAUUUUCAGUUUGAACGGGACUCCCCCAUCUGAUCCUAUCAGAAACAUGUGGACGUUGUCAUCGCUGAUCAGCCAAUCAGGUGGAAGGUAGUGCAGCCGUGCACAUGAGAACCAGCUCAGGUCAGCCACCAGAAAAAACUAAAUCUCUAAAACAUUAACAGUUCAUUUGUCCAUCACGUGGUAGUUCAGCUUUAGACGGACAAACUGUCCAGAACAGUCCAUCUAACAAAGUGAGAGACCAAUCUGCUACUAUGACAGAUAAAGUGACAGAGCUGGUCUCAAAGUGCCUACAGGCCCGGGACUUGGCGUACUGUCCCUACAGCCGCUUCCCUGUCGGUGCUGCUCUUUUAACAGCAGAUGGCGCCAUUGUCACAGCUGUAAUCUCUCCAACUAUACCUCACGUGCCUCGUUCACCUCACGUCUGAUCUCCAUCUACUUUGAUCGUGGCAGAUUUGAUUUGUUUUCACAAUUUUAGGUGAUUUCUCUAAAAAUCCCCCCAGGAAUAUGAAAAGCCUUGAAGUACAUCCGUACUCUCCUGAGGAACUAAUGUUGUUUUUAUUUUCUAUUUUCCAUCACUGCUUUGGUGUAUCUCGAAUGUUUGGUUUAAUUUUUUAACUUUAUGUGUCAUUAAAGAAAAGGGAUUCUCAAAAUAGAUUAAAUAUCCCUCCAAAAAUCUGGUGCAAUAAUUAUUGAGCAGUUCAGAGCAGACUCUGUUUAAACAUUUAUUUGCACACUUUUCCAUGAUGCUCCUCUUCAUCACAUGUUCAUCCUAUGUCCCUUUGCGUGGUCCGUUCCUGGAAAGCUAAUUUGCCAAAGCAUUAUAUUUUUCACCUUUUGUCACACUUCUGCCUCAAUGUAUUAUUUAUUUGGUUUUAUUGCGAUGGACCAUCAAUAAGUAAUGCACAAUUAGAAAGAGGAAGCCAAAGGAUAAAUGGUUAUAUCAUUGUUCAGUUUGUGCCACCGGCUCUCAAGUUUAUGCAGGUCUGGACUUUGACUAGGUCA
Molecule: messenger RNA, 2189 nt
Organism: Gambusia affinis (western mosquitofish)
Lineage: Eukaryota; Metazoa; Chordata; Actinopteri; Cyprinodontiformes; Poeciliidae
Product: transmembrane protein 272-like
Exons: 7
Coding region: 242-808 (188 amino acids)
Source: RefSeq, a predicted model, not a curated record